Diabrotica balteata is the source of this 1924-nucleotide messenger RNA. The record is from the annotation of a GenBank genome assembly. NCBI's taxonomy places the organism in Eukaryota, Metazoa, Arthropoda, Insecta, Coleoptera, Chrysomelidae.
AUUAACACCUACCAACCAUGCCAUUUCUACAACAAAAGAAAGUGGUUAUUUAAACCUAUGAUUCAUUGUUGCAUUGCAUAGCUUAUUAACCUUGUUGUCUUCCUUGUUCCUUACAUUGCUCAUUGUGUAGCUGAAAAUACAUUUCUGGGUUCGAACUAUCAUUACUAUCAUUGUUUCUUUUAGUUUUAAAGAGAAUUGGUGCUAUGAGUGAAAAUAAAGAUAUCCCAAAUAAAAGUAACAAUGAGGGACAAGGCUCAUCUAGAAUUAGAACUACUAGUGAGUGCUCUUAUACAAGUGACGAUGGAUCUUCUGGAUUUACAGGAAAACGUCAGCGCACAACUUCUCAUCAGUUCAUGGUUGCUAGUGGGUUGACUGCUGCAUCUCCACCAAAAUUUGUUUCAUUGGAGGAGAUCAUGCAAGCAGCUAAUGGUAUGAGAGAUAUGGCAUUGGUACAUCAAAUAGUGGUUGACAAGGAUUUUAGGUUAAAAAGAGCAGAGCCAGAACCUAAUAGUGUCCAGGGAAUAAUUAAGAAUACAAUGCACAAAGCAUUUUGGGAUAUUUUAAAACAACAGCUAAAUGAAGACCCUCCAGUUUAUACUCAGGCAUUUAAUCUUCUAGAAGAAAUUAAAGAAGGAUUGUUUGCUGUAUUAUUACCACAACACACAAGAAUUAAGCAACAAAUUUCGGAAGUUUUGGAUUCUGAUUUGAUAAAACAACAAGCAGAAAAUGGUACUUUGGAUUUUAAGAACUAUGCUCAAUAUGUGGUAUCCGUAAUGGCAAAAUUGUGUGCACCUGUACGUGACGAUAAAAUACUUGAGUUAUCAGAGACAGUGGAUGUCAUAGAGACUUUUCAAGGUAUACUCGAGACGUUAGACCUCAUGCAGUUGGAUAUGGCUAAUUUUACACUUCAAAUGGCUCGACCAGACAUUAUUGCGUGUAGUGUGGAAUUGGAAAGAAAGAAAUUUGCCGAUUAUCUUGCUGUACAAUAUGAUGGCCUUGAACAAACUCGCAAAUGGUUAUUAAGAUAUAUAAAUAGUGGUCAAGCUGUACCGGAGAAUGUGGAAUAUGAAAAAUUUAUAAAAGGUGUUUUCAAAUGGUCUUUCUGUCAAGCCUGUGUAGAAUUAAUCGAUUGGCCAAGUGACGAGGAAUAUCCUGAAACUUUUAUGUUAGAUGUGGACAGACUUAAAGAUUUACAUGUAAGGUGUUUUCGUCUAGUAUAUGUUGCAACUAUUCUUCUAGUCACCAUUAGUAACGCAGGAACUGACCUCCAAUCUAUAGCAGCAUUCAAGCAGUCUUUGAAGGAUCAUAUUUGCAUUUUACUAGAAAAUGUUAAGAAUGAAAGUGAACUACAAUCUACUUUACCCAAUAUCUGUGAGCAAGUAAUAAUAGACUUAAAAGAGGCACAGAAAAAGUAUGACCUUACACAAAUGCCACAAGCAGCCGAAUCUAAUCUCAGGGAACAAAUUUUAGAUAUUGGAAAAACAGAUCACAAAGUAAAAGGAAUAGUUCAACAAAGGGUAAAGGAUUUCUUUUUGGAUAUAAUAGAAUCCUCGACAGCUGCUCCCCAGAAGGUGCCAUCGGGAUUAUCAGCUUUACAAAAAGAAUUAGUUGAAAUUGCUGGUCAAUUUCUAAGAAUAGUAUCACACAACAGCACCGUUUUUUGCAACUACUACUACGAUAUUGUUGCCGCCGCUUUACCGAAAUCAUCAUAGACUAUUGCAUUUAUUAGAGGUUAUCUGUCAACUGUUUUUAGCUAAUUUAUGCUAUUGACUAACUUUAAUCGAUUAAACACCAACUAGUAAUUUUUAUUUCUUUUCUGAUACCUAAAACAAUUUUAUAAUGUAUGAUGUGUAAUUUUAUACAAAACAAAUAAUUCUUCCUAUAUUUUUGUGAUGUCCUAUCUAUUAAAAGUAAUGUUCGUGCA